Molecule: messenger RNA, 842 nt
Organism: Cygnus atratus (black swan)
Lineage: Eukaryota; Metazoa; Chordata; Aves; Anseriformes; Anatidae
Gene: CLDN19
Product: claudin 19
Exons: 5
Coding region: 1-669 (222 amino acids)
Biological process (GO): bicellular tight junction assembly; cell adhesion
Cellular component (GO): plasma membrane; bicellular tight junction
Molecular function (GO): structural molecule activity
Source: RefSeq, a predicted model, not a curated record
AUGGGCGGCGGGGCGCGGGAGCUGGCCGGGUACCUGGCGGCGCUGGGCGGGUGGGUGGCGGCGCUGGCCGCAGCGGCGCUGCCCCAGUGGCGGCAGAGCUCGUACGCCGGGGACGCCAUCAUCACCGCCGUGGGGCUGCACGAAGGGCUGUGGAUGAGCUGCGCCGCCCAGAGCACCGGGCAGGUGCAGUGCCGCCUCCACGACUCGCUCCUCUCCCUCGACGUUCACAUCCAGACCUCCCGGGCUCUCAUGGUUAUUUCUCUCCUCCUGGGUUUCUUUGGCAUCAUUGUGAGCGUCGUGGGCAUGAAAUGCACCAAAGUUGGUGAAGAGGAUCCCGUUACCAAGAGCCGCAUUGCUGUUGCUGGGGGUGUCCUCUUUAUCCUCUCCGGUCUGUGUACGUUAGCGGCCGUGUCCCUGUAUGCAACACAGGUCACCUAUGAGUUCUUCAGUGCCAGCACCCCGAUCAACGCAAGGUACGAAUUCGGCUCAGCGUUGUUUGUUGGCUGGGGGGCCGCCAGCCUCACCAUGCUGGGGGGCUCCCUCCUGUGCUGUUCCUGCCCCACCAAGGAGCGGCAAGGACAGCAGUACUAUCGGCAGUCGCAGCCCUCAACAGCUCGGGAACCCCAUGUAAAAAUAUCUUCACCCGUCAGGGGAGAGCAGUGCUUGUAGUCUGUCUUCACCCAUCAGGGGAGAGCAGUGCUUGGUCGGCUGAACCCAGCUGAUGGGUUUCCCCUCAAAAAAUACACACCAAAGCUACUGCAGUGAGGACUGAAAAGGAAAAUCACGCUUUAAAAAAAUAAUAGUUGAAAUAUGUUUUUAUAUAAAGAGCACAGCGUUGUGUA